This is a messenger RNA of Budorcas taxicolor (takin), 1432 nucleotides long. RefSeq names its product SDS3 homolog, SIN3A corepressor complex component (gene SUDS3). The coding region runs from base 1 to 1224 and encodes 407 amino acids. Lineage: Eukaryota; Metazoa; Chordata; Mammalia; Artiodactyla; Bovidae. Gene Ontology annotation, molecular function: histone deacetylase binding. Gene Ontology annotation, cellular component: Sin3-type complex. The transcript has 12 exons. The record is from RefSeq and is a predicted model, not a curated record. Gene Ontology annotation, biological process: negative regulation of transcription by RNA polymerase II.
AUGGCGGAGUCAGGCGGUCGUCAGGCAGCUCGCGACCCGGAAGUUGCCGCAGGCGCGAGGCCCCCGUUGCCGAGAGCGGGCGCGCGGGGCGGGGCUUGGCGAAGACGGGGAAGGGGUCGCCGGCGCUCCGGCUCUGGGAGUCGGCGGCUCCCUCAGGCGCUGCGACGCGGACGUAGAGCCUGGAGGGCGGGUGGCUGUGGUUCCCGGGGGGCACGCUCAGCUUCGGGCGGAGGCGACAUGAGUGCUGCGGGGCUUUUGGCGCCUGCUCCGGCCCCGGCUGGAGCGCCGCCGGCCCCGGAGUACUACCCGGAGGAGGACGAAGAACUGGAGAGCGCCGAGGAUGACGAGCGCAGCUGCCGGGGCCGCGAGUCGGACGAAGACACUGAGGAUGCUAGUGAAACUGACCUGGCAAAGCAUGAUGAAGAAGACUAUGUAGAAAUGAAGGAACAGAUGUAUCAGGAUAAACUGGCUUCUCUCAAGAGACAGUUGCAACAACUGCAGGAAGGUACAUUACAAGAAUAUCAGAAGAGGAUGAAGAAGUUAGAUCAGCAGUACAAAGAGAGGAUACGAAAUGCAGAGCUCUUCCUCCAGCUGGAAACGGAACAAGUGGAAAGAAAUUACAUCAAAGAAAAGAAGGCGGCAGUGAAAGAAUUUGAAGACAAGAAGGUUGAGUUGAAAGAGAACUUAAUUGCUGAGCUAGAGGAAAAGAAGAAAAUGAUUGAAAAUGAAAAGCUAACGAUGGAACUGACUGGAGACUCCAUGGAAGUGAAGCCCAUCAUGACCAGAAAGUUGCGGAGGCGACCGAAUGAUCCUGUCCCCAUCCCAGACAAGAGGAGGAAACCUGCUCCUGCCCAGCUCAACUAUUUGUUAACAGAUGAGCAGAUCAUGGAGGAUCUGAGAACGUUAAAUAAGCUGAAGUCACCCAAGAGACCAGCAUCCCCAUCCUCUCCUGAACACUUGCCCACCACCCCUGCAGAGUCUCCAGCCCAGAGAUUUGAAGCUCGGAUAGAAGACGGCAAACUGUACUACGAUAAAAGAUGGUACCAUAAGAGCCAAGCCAUCUAUCUGGAGUCGAAGGACAACCAGAAACUGAGCUGCGUGAUCAGCUCUGUCGGAGCCAACGAAAUCUGGGUGAGGAAGACAAGCGACAGCACCAAGAUGAGGAUUUACUUGGGCCAGCUUCAGCGUGGGCUCUUCGUGAUCCGCCGGAGGUCAGCGGCUUGAUGUUCUCCAGUAUUCUUCUUCCCUCGACCCCUUUUCUGGAAUGGUUUUUGGUUUUGUCUUGUUUUCUUAAUAGAAAAUUUUUAACUUGGGAAUGGCUCCUUGGCCUUGGCAGACGGAGAACACUGUGGUGGAUUCUGCAAGGCACUCUCGUGGCCAGCCCCGUCCCGCCUUGCAUCAUUCUUUCCCUGCGCCAACUUCUUCUAGUCGU